Messenger RNA from Pseudogymnoascus destructans, 687 nucleotides. RefSeq names its product heme binding (gene CYP1). The transcript is spliced from 3 exons. Gene Ontology annotation, molecular function: peptidyl-prolyl cis-trans isomerase activity. The record is from RefSeq and is a predicted model, not a curated record. NCBI's taxonomy places the organism in Eukaryota, Fungi, Ascomycota, Leotiomycetes, Thelebolales, Thelebolaceae. Gene Ontology annotation, cellular component: catalytic step 2 spliceosome. Gene Ontology annotation, biological process: protein peptidyl-prolyl isomerization. Bases 244 to 687 code for a protein of 147 amino acids.
AUGGAGUCAAAGGGGACGAGGCUGUCGACGCAUCAUAGAAUCAUAGAGACUGGCGCAGCUUAGAAGUUCUGUCAGCCUUGUGGCGGAACCAAAUUCAUGCGCAGCCUGAUCGCGAACAACGACAGUUGCAUCGAUAAAACGGAAUAUCUCAGCAGUGUUACGGGUUACGGAAUUGCAAUUAGAGCGGAUAUAUAAUUGACGCAUUGCCUCUUCAUCAAGACCGCGAUAGAACAUAACGGCAUCAUGGCUACCAACGUAGCUCUUGAAACCACCAUGGGCACAAUCGUAGUCGAGCUCUACGCCGACCACGCCCCCAAAACAUGCCAAAACUUCUCCACCCUCGCCCAACGCGGGUACUACAACAACCUGCUCAUCCACCGCAUCAUCCCCAACUUCAUGAUCCAAACCGGCGACCCCACCGGCACGGGCCGGGGCGGCUCCUCCAUCUACGGCGAGAAGUUCGCGGACGAGAUCUCCCCCGAGCUCAAACACACCGGCGCUGGCAUCCUCAGCAUGGCGAAUUCGGGGAAGGAUACGAACGGGAGCCAGUUCUUUAUUACGCUGGCGCCGACGCCCUGGUUGGAUGGGAAGCAUACGAUUUUUGGGAGGGUGACGAGGGGGUUGGGGGUCCUCAAGAGGAUGGGGUUGGUGAAGACGGGGGGGAGGAUAGGCCGGUGGAGGAGGUGA